UGUUCAAGCCAGAAAUUCUGCUUACGGCAGAUGUCACAACCCUGAGAAAAUUGUUCAAAUUUUUUUUAUUUCGGACAUGAAGUUUUAUAAUUUAUUAUUUUAACAUAAGACUGUCCACAUGUAAUUUCUAUUUUCGGACAAGUAGCUUCGGACGUGUGUAGCUUCAAAUAACUUAUUUACAAACAUCAUUUCAUUCGUUUUCUUUUUCCUGAAACAACCAAAUCUUCCAUUCCAGUUUUUCAAUUAUUUGAAAUAAUAAUUCACCCAUAUCACUGGAUUUAUUAUAUCUAAGUUUCCAAAAAACAAUAUUUACCAUUAAUAUUUUCACACAGGGACAGUAAGUCAAAUCUUAAUAUUGUGAAUACGCGCUGAACAUUCCAUCGUUUAGAUAAUGAAACUUAAGUUGAAAACAUGGAAAUCUAACUCGUACAUUAUGUUCUUUCGGAUUCUUGGCAGGAGAAAUAUUUGGAUCAAAUCAAUCAAAUUGCUAUUUUGCAUUGGAACUAUAAUUAUUGUUUAUGAAGGCUUUAUUUCAAGACAAUCCAGUACUGUUCCAAAGAUGAAAGAAUAUGAUUCAUUUUUUGAUUCUCUCCAAACAGAACGGAAAAGUCGCAUUGCAGAUGUUUGUCAGAAAGAAAUGUCUAAAUAUGAAAGUCUAAACCAUGCAUCAGGCAAUUUUUUAUUUUAUUCCUCUUUAAAUUUAUCUUACUGUGUUGUGGCUAAAGUAGGGUGUACCUUCUGGAUUGCUAUUAUUCGCUUUCUUCUUCGAGACUUUCCUGAAAACCUUCUCAAAACACAUCCACUGGAUAUAACAAAAUAUAACGUCCACAGCGCAAGUAAACGGCUUAGACAUUUGACGAAAGACGUCGGAUAUUCGUAUUUAGUAAAUUCAACAAAAUUCUUUUUUGCCAGGAAUCCGUACUCGCGCCUUUUAUCUGGUUAUAUGGACAAAAUGAUGCUACCGGGGUAUUGGACUUCAGUUUCGGUGGAUAUCGUUUCACUUACGAGGAACAAAACAAAUAUCAAGUGUGUUAGUGACAUAACUUUUAGAGAAUUCUUACAUUACGCUGCCGUCUCAGAAACCAAGAAUUUCCACAGAAAUGGUCACUGGAUUCCAGUGUAUAAGCUAUGUAAUCCUUGUAAAUGGAAGUUUGAUUAUAUUGGAAAACAAGAAACAUUCACGAAAGAUGCUAAAGUUAUUCUCGAAUAUUUUGGUUUAAAUUAUAUGAAAAACAGAAGUCAUUUACAAAAUAUUUUGCACCAGACAUAUUCCCAAAGCGAAUAUACCUUUAGUUUCACCUAUGCGGCAGAAAAUAUUUGUAAUCAGUCAGUAGAAUUCAUUGCCAGGCGGUUGUGGUAUGUCUAUCAAAUGCAGGGUUAUAUACGUAACACGUCUCAAUUUAUUAUGCCACGUCUUAAACAGGGAGAGAAGCUUACUCUAGUGACGUUUCAAAAAUUAGUUGAACACGAAAUAAUUAGCAAUACUAUGACAUCUCUAGAAUCUUCAAAUCAGAGAAAAUAUUUUUGGCGGGAGUUUUUUUCAAAAAUUCCUACAGCAUUGAUUAAGGAGAUUCAAAAGGUGUAUGAGUUAGAUUUUAAAUUAUUUGAUUAUUCGUUUGACUCCUACCAAUAAUAAACAACAGAUACGUUCAAA
This is a messenger RNA of Octopus bimaculoides (California two-spot octopus), 1654 nucleotides long. Its product is annotated as carbohydrate sulfotransferase 12. Gene Ontology annotation, cellular component: membrane. Lineage: Eukaryota; Metazoa; Mollusca; Cephalopoda; Octopoda; Octopodidae. The record is from RefSeq and is a predicted model, not a curated record. Gene Ontology annotation, biological process: carbohydrate biosynthetic process. Gene Ontology annotation, molecular function: sulfotransferase activity.